CGAUCAAAUCAACAGUGUUUGUGUUACCAAAUAUUCUUUCUACUAAUCGGGAUCGUCCGAAAGUGAAAUUUGGAGAGUGGAAAAAUAAGCUUAAAGUGUUGUACCAAACAACCCUCAUCUAAUACCUAUUUUAAUUUCCCUCGCCUUCAUCUCCUACACACUUGACUUCAUUCUUUCACUUUCAACUUUCAAGUCAAAAGGACAAUAGUUUCAAGGAUCAAACUCUUGGUAAGAUUUCCUAUAUGUAACCCUUCUUGUCUUCUAGCUGUUGAGAAUUUGGGAUAGUUAUAACUCUAUAAGGAAAUACUCCCUUUGAUCAUUAUGCAUGUCUGGCCCUGUGGCCACAGUUGAUAAUUUGGAUGGAGCACUUUCUUGUGCAGAGAGAACAAAAUCUCUUGAUGCCAUUUCUGAAAUAGACUGUUUAUCUAUAUUUACAAUCGGUGAAGCUGCUCAUUCCUCUGAAGUUGCUGGAUUUAGAGUAGGGGAACUCUCACUUCCUAAUGGAGAAUCAUAUUCUGGGUCCUUUCUUGGUAACAUUCCAGAGGGUCAGGGUAAGUAUGUAUGGUCAGAUGGUUGUGUAUAUGAGGGUGAGUGGAGACGAGGGAUGAGAAAUGGAUAUGGGAAAAUACAAUGGCCUUCUGGAGUAAUGUAUGAGGGCGAGUUCUCAGGUGGCUAUAUCCAUGGUACAGGAGCAUAUAUUGGCCCUGAUAGUCUGACCUACAAAGGCCGGUGGCGAUUAAAUCUUAAACAUGGGUUGGGUUAUCAAGUUUAUCCAAAUGGAGAUAUCUUUGAAGGCUCUUGGAUUCAAGGAGCACCGGAGGGGCCAGGCAAGUAUACCUGGGCCAAUGGAAAUGUAUAUUUGGGAAAUAUGAAAGGUGGGAGAAUGUCAGGAAAAGGAACUCUCACCUGGAUAAGUGGGGACUCAUUUGAAGGAAGCUGGUUAAAUGGCAUGAUGCAUGGGCUUGGGGUAUAUACAUGGAGUGAUGGAGGCUGCUAUGUUGGGACUUGGACACGGGGUCUAAAAGAUGGCAAAGGAACCUUCUACCCGAGAGGCAGCUGUCUUCCAUCUGCACAAGAAAUAUAUCUCAAUGCAUUGAGAAAAAGAGGGCUGUUGCCAGAUUUGAGAAAACAGAAACAGGUACAUAUUCAUCAUGCUGCUUCGGUUGAUAUGGGAGAUGUCAAGGUUGGUGAGAGUCAGAGAUCAAAUCGUGUUUCAUCUGAUAAGCUAGCCAAAGGAAACCUGUUAAAUCUGGAACAAUCUCGCAGCAAAAAUAUUUCUCUCGAAAGGCGCUGGAGUCUUGAAGUAUCUAUUGAGAAACUGAUUGGGCAUGAUUCAAAAUUAGGAUCAACAGAUUCUGUAGCAGAAAAUGGAGAUAAAGUCCCAAUUUUGGAACGCGAGUAUAUGCAAGGUGUGUUAAUAAGUGAGUUAGUUUUAAAUAAUAGUUUUUCAUCAAUGUCUAGAAGGGCAAAACAGCUUCAAAAAAAAAUUGCCAAAGAAAUUAAAAGACCCGGUGAAGCAAUCAUUAAAGGUCACAGGAGCUAUGAUCUGAUGCUUAGUUUACAGCUUGGAAUAAGGUAUACUGUGGGAAAGAUUACACCAAUACAGAGACGAGAAGUUCGAGCAUCAGAUUUUGGUCCUAGAGCAAGUUUUUGGAUGAAUUUUCCUAAAGAAGGUUCUCAAUUGACACCUCCUCAUCAAUCAGAGGGUUUUAAAUGGAAAGAUUACUGCCCUAUGGUAUUCAGAAAUUUGAGAGAGUUGUUCAAGAUUGAUGCUGCUGACUAUAUGAUGUCCAUUUGUGGAAACGAUGCUCUGAGGGAACUUUCUUCUCCAGGGAAAAGUGGUAGUGUCUUUUUCCUGUCUCAAGAUGAUCGAUUCAUGAUUAAGACACUGCGAAGAUCUGAAGUAAAGGUUCUUCUAAGAAUGCUUCCAGACUAUCAUCACCAUGUGAAGACAUAUGAUAAUACACUUAUCACAAAAUUUUUUGGUCUGCACAGGAUUAUUCCUUCAAGUGGUCAAAAGUUUCGCUUUGUCGUAAUGGGAAAUAUGUUCUGCACAGAAUUAAGGAUCCAUAGGAGAUAUGAUUUGAAAGGUUCAUCUCUUGGACGUUCUUCGGACAAGAUAGAAAUUGAUGAAAACACCACUCUUAAAGAUUUGGAUCUGAACUACUGCUUUUACUUGGAACCAUCUUGGCGGGAGUCUUUAUUGAAGCAGAUUGAGAUUGACAGCAAGUUCUUGGAAUUACAACAGAUAAUGGAUUACAGCCUCCUUCUAGGUGUUCAUUAUCGAGCUCCCCAGCAGUUGCAUCCAUACAACCAAAGUAGAAAUGCAGAUGGAUUGGCAAUUCUUGCAGAGGAAGACCCUCUAGAGGAUGAAGGAUCCAACUAUCCACAAGGCCUUGUUCUGGUCCCUCGAGGUGGGGAUGAUGAUAGUGUUGUUGUAGGGUCACACAUUAGGGGUAGCAGAUUGCGAGCUGCUGGGGAUGAGGAGGUGGAUCUACUUCUACCCGGUACAGCAAGGCUACAAAUCCAGCUAGGUGUGAACAUGCCUGCUAGGGCAGAGCAGAUUCCUGGAAAAGAGGAAGUUCAAAUGUUCCAUGAGGCUUACGAUGUUGUACUUUACCUUGGUAUAAUUGACAUAUUGCAAGAGUACAACAUGACUAAGAAGAUUGAACAUGCAUACAAAUCUAUUCAGUUUGAUUCAUUAUCUAUCUCGGCGGUGGACCCAACAUUCUACUCGCGUCGCUUCCUGGAUUUUAUUCAGAAAAUGUUCCCACCACAUGAAAUGGCAAGAUAAGGUUUGGGGGUUAAAUUCAACCAGUUGGUUUAUUCAGAAAGUGUGUACAUUGUCACAUUGCCUCCUUUUGUGCAUGCUGUAUAAUUGACUUGAAUAUGUUUAGAUUUUAUAUAAAUAUGCUAAAUGGUCUUUUCUAUUUUCA
Molecule: messenger RNA, 2936 nt
Organism: Glycine soja
Lineage: Eukaryota; Viridiplantae; Streptophyta; Magnoliopsida; Fabales; Fabaceae
Product: phosphatidylinositol 4-phosphate 5-kinase 9-like
Exons: 9
Coding region: 326-2794 (822 amino acids)
Biological process (GO): phosphatidylinositol metabolic process
Molecular function (GO): ATP binding; 1-phosphatidylinositol-4-phosphate 5-kinase activity
Source: RefSeq, a predicted model, not a curated record